GUCUCAUCGGCGCAAUAAACCGCAGGAAAGAAAACCCCAAAGCUGCCGGAGAUCGCAAUUCUCAGGUCUGAAUCUGCGCGUCGUCUUCUUCCCCAGCACAGCACAGCACGGAGCGGGGUGAGGGUGGGAGCGAGCUCGCGGUGAAGGAAGGAUGCCGAAGGCCGCGGGGGAUGCCAAGCUCCUGAUCCAGUCCCUCAACAAGGCCUACGCCGCCACGCCCACGAAUCUCAAGAUCAUUGACCUGUACGUGGUUUUCGCCGUGGCCACUGCCCUGGUUCAGGUUGUUUACAUGGGAAUAGUUGGGUCAUUCCCCUUCAACUCUUUCCUGUCUGGUGUCCUGUCGUCCAUUGGAACUGCAGUGCUUGGUGUUUGCCUCCGUAUUCAAGUCAACAAGGACAACAAGGAAUUCAAGGAUCUCCCCCCGGAGAGGGCCUUUGCUGAUUUCGUCCUGUGUAAUCUGGUGCUCCACCUGGUGAUCAUGAACUUCCUUGGAUGAGCAACUGUGCUCCAAGUUGUCAAGAUUUUGUAGUGUCCUAAUGUCUGAGACUGUCAUCGUGUUAGAUAUUAAUGUGGUACACACCUAUGUAAUCUGAGAGUUCCUCUAUGAACUAUAAGAUUUCAGUGGAUUUAGCAUUAACUUUGUGCGACAUGAGAACUUAUUUGAGGGAGUGAAGACUGGGAAAAGUGAUCGCUUAAA
Hordeum vulgare subsp. vulgare (domesticated barley) is the source of this 697-nucleotide messenger RNA. Its product is annotated as dolichyl-diphosphooligosaccharide--protein glycosyltransferase subunit DAD2. The record is from RefSeq and is a predicted model, not a curated record. The transcript has 6 exons. Gene Ontology annotation, biological process: protein N-linked glycosylation. The coding region runs from base 152 to 496 and encodes 114 amino acids. NCBI's taxonomy places the organism in Eukaryota, Viridiplantae, Streptophyta, Magnoliopsida, Poales, Poaceae. Gene Ontology annotation, cellular component: oligosaccharyltransferase complex; membrane.